GGCAUGUUUCUCUCGACAAAUCGCGGCUCUGGACCGAAUAAAUCAUUAUCUGGCACCCUAGUUUGAGACCUUAUUACUGUUUGUUUAUUUGACGAAAUUGCGAUCUUAUUAUUGAGGAAUUUUUCCGUUGGCGGUGAGACCUUGGUGAAAAAAAAAAGGCCUCGAAAUUUUCAUCCCAGGCUAUUUUCCUGAAAAGCCGAUCAUCACCACCGCCCAUCAGCCUCAUUCUGGUGCUGAUUUUCUCGCUCUUCACGCUGCCGCUCGACUCAGCAGGCCAAUUCCUUGCCGCCAAAGUUACAUUGAAGAAAGCAAGUACUGCAAUAGAAUGUACUAUCUACCCUCAACCUAUCCGCCAACAGAAUCAAAGAGAACAACGCAGCGUCACCACGGCCUCCCCGUCCCGCACCAAGUGAAAGCUCCUCCUCAUUUCUUUCCAUUGAUGCCCACUUGAUCUAGAGAAGCAAAUCUAUUCGAUUGCCUUGCUGCUAUCUUGUUUCUACAUUCCCGUUUUCUGGUGCUGCCAUCCUGGGUGGGCGAUAUCAACCGACGUCGGUGCUUAGCGAGGAACACUUUCGCCUACACGCUCGUACUCCUACUGCCUGUUUGCGUGAUCGUGUUACACCAAAGGAAGAGCAAUACCCCUCUCAGCGUCCGCGAAACCCAAUGCACCUGGAAGCUAUUUAAAUAGGCUAAUCGACAGCAGCGACUCCCAGUUCUCAACCUUCACCUCGUUGCUGUCCCCUCCCCGAAACGCCUUUCGCACGCUCGCAGGGAGAGGUGAUCCGGAUUCGAUUGGCCCCCUCAUUACACUUCUUUUCAUAUGGACGUCCCGACCGUCUUGAGCCGGUUGUCGUCCUGGUCAGUUGUAACGCGGCGGUCGAGCCAGAGCUCGUGUCAAGUCGUGCUGCAUGGCCAUCUCAAUUGCGGACACUUCCGGCCCGUUUCUGGACCCCAUAUUACCCAUGCCUAACCUCAAGAAAUCCGCCCCUAUUAAACAGAGCUUCCUGCAUCGAUUGGGUUUGCGAAAAUGGCUGGCAAAGGAAAGCAAAGGCCCGCAGAACGCUCCCGCCCCCAGACCUCCCUCUCCCGUGCCGCCUCCUCUCCCUCUCCCUCUUGCCGCGCCACCACCACCCAUUGAACCACGUCGGCCUGUCAAGCGGCCCGACCACGAGAGUAGCGAUAUUAAAGACAAUAGCGAUGACAAAUAUGGCAUAUCUCCUCCUCAGAGACGAUCUGUGAAUAACGUAAACCUUAGUUUUGCUGCAGAAGGGGAUUUGGAGACCCAAAAAGCUGAACGUAGAGAGCUUUUGACCCUCAGCGAAAAAACUGAAAAGAGUCACCGCCGCGCUAUUUCUGCCGACUAUCGCAGGCCGCUCAGCUCCGUUCGAACGAGAUCUUCACGCGCUCUUUCCGCUCCUCGGUCUUCGGCGCCAGACUUCUCUUGGGACGAUAAUUCCUGCCUUACCACUCGCGCAAGUUUCAGGAACUGUUCUCCUAUUCUCGACAAUUGCGACACCCCAACUUAUGCCGAUACUGCAUCUGGCUAUGGAGAAGACUUUGAGCACGUGUUGCAAUUGGAAUUGGACAAAAAAUGGAUUUUGAACUUGAGUUUGCGCUUUCGGGACAGGUCGGACCGCGAAAAAUUUUUCAUCACCUAUGCGGAAGCUCCUAACCGCUGGCGGAGAGUGACUGUGACCUGUGAUUAUCGGGACGCGGAGCUAGACUCUCUCGAACAGGAUCUCAAGGAACUACGUUUCCACCGCGACAAAAAUGCCCGAAUAUACGAAGCCAUCAGGGAUUCUAUUGACGAGAUCGAAUUCUAUGAUACCGUGACGAAUCUAAAAUUGCAGACCCAUGAGGGACGUUUGCAUGUUCAUGUCACCGAAGAUAUCAACGAGGUUAUUCCCUAUCCGCCAAUUUCAAGCAUUGCCCAUCUAAGUCCGCCACUAAUCCCGGAAAGUCACAUCGCUUUUCAUAGCCAUCUGUCUGGUUUCGUCUACCAUGUGAAGCUGAAUGGAGAAAACUACGUCAAAAAAGAGAUAACCGGUCCAGAUACGGUUGAAGAAUUUUUAUAUGAGAUCAACGCUUUGCAUGCUUUACUAGAUUCUGAUUGUGUGAUCAAGUUUAAAGGCAUCUUAGUGGAUGAUUCUGUGACGGUGGUCAAAGGGCUUCUGCUUGACUUCGCAUCCCAGGGCUCAUUGGCCGACUUAUUCUUUGACUACAAAGGCAAGAUAGAAUGGAUUCGGCGAGAGCGCUGGGCUCGACAAAUUAUCAAGGGCCUUGCCGAUAUCCAUGAAGCUGGGUUUGUUCAAGGAGAUUUCACAGUGUCAAAUGUGGUUGUUGAUGCAAAUGAUGAUGCCAAAAUCAUUGAUAUCAAUCGGCGCGGAUGCCCGAUUGGCUGGGAACCUCCAGAAUUCACCAAAAAGAUUGAAAGCAAGCAAAGAAUAUCAAUGUAUAUUGGCGUGAAAUCGGAUCUCUUCCAACUAGGCAUGACCCUCUGGGCCAUGGCUAUGGAAGAAGAUGAGCCUGGAGCGCAGCCUCGUCCCUUGAAUAUCCCAGGUGAUUUAAAGAUACCUGAUUAUUUCCGAAACAUAGUCCAUAUUUGUCUGAACCCAAGGCCCCAGAAUCGUCUUUCUGCCAAGGAAUUGUUGACACUAUUUCCACAGGAUCUGCCUAACCACGCUCUGGAAAAGUUCUUAGAGUACCCUGAACAGGAUUCUGGCAAUUUCAUCACUACCCAGAGAUGUGACGUUGCGGAUUCAGAUGUUUGCCAUCAUAAUCACCAGCCGGAUGGCUUUUGGGAGCAAUCAGCUGACAGCAUCCAUAUCCACAGUUUGCCCAAUUCUAACCGGAGCCUGGACAGUGAUAUGCACAGCAAUGUGGCGCUCCACCUGACAACAACGCGUCGAACAAGCGCGAAUUCGACACAGUAUGACACCACGAGGUUGCAAGAUGAAGUACUAGAUGACCACGUCUUGCGUUUUCCUGUCGGUGAUCUGUCCUGCCCAGAGGAAGCCAGCCUAUCAGUGGAGCCCACUGACAACCACCCUAUCCUUGAAGACUUCACGCAAUGUGAACUAGACCCAAAUAAUUCUAGGAAUCCUUUUUCCUGCCAACCUGUUUUGAACACGGGUGUCUUUCCAAUUCAGCAGGAAACGCAGUUGGAUUCACUGGAACCUGGAAGCCAGGCUACUUGUCCCAAAAUAAUCGUCUCUGAAACGAAGGAACUUCCGGAAGUGCUUACCGGUGUUGGGGGACAUAUUCCAUAUUCUUUCGAAAACCCUUUCAUUCUAAGCAACGGGAAAACCAAGGCGCGACGAGUAUAUUCUGACCCUGACCUACUUUCUGAGACAUACCCAGCGGGGGCAACUUCUAGCAGUGAAGAAGCCACUGCUGAUAGUGGGGAUUUGAGCAGUGCUGCUUGUCACAAAGCUACCACACAAGUAUUGUACGCAUCAGACUUCAACAAUUUGCUUUUGUCAAAGCUACCCAUUAACCCGGCUUUUACGGCGUAUUCGACUGCGAAGGCAGACCUGGGGCUGUCGACUCACAGGCUCGCCACCCGCAUAUCUUUCGUGGAUAAAGACAGUAUUUCUGCGAUACACCUUGAUACCCCCUCGAUACCUUCCGAUGACCUUUUCACAUCGAAUUUACCUAUCAAUCCGUGCAUUGACGACAUUAGACGAUAUUCCAAGCGGUACUCUUCCUCCCACGACAGUCUCCUCACGUCGCAAUUGCCCAUCAGCCCCGCCUUCAGGGCGUCUUUGCUCCAACAAGCAAGGUCAUCCAACAAUGACCAAGUUUUAAACAUACCUUCGUCUCUCUGUAUUAACGAGCUAUCUUCUUCCGACGCACUUCCUGCUAACGAUUUAUUCACAUCGAAUUUACCAUUAAAUCCGGCAUAUACAUCGGGAUCAUGAAUAUCUCAAAUCUUUUCCACAUCUUUUUGCAAACGCCGGCAAUUUUGUACUCCGAAGAUAGUGCACUCAUAUAUAUGGGUUGCUUGUGGAUGUCUACUUUACGCUGUCGUCCUUUUUCUCGCCCGUUUUAAACAAUUACAUGCUAUUUACAUUUCUACCUCGGCGACGAUAGUAUGAUAUCGAAGUUAGUGUUGAAGCGCAGUAUCAAAAUCAGCAUGGUGGAGUUUCUUUCAUACCUUUUUUUUUUUUUUAAAGAUGCUAUGCAUUUUUAUUGUUUAGCAAGGGAUUUGGAUCAGGAUUCCGGACUGGGAUUAUUGAGCAUGUCCUGGCGGAUCAUUUGCUUCCGUGGGCCAUGUCUGCUGUGGAGCAUCGGUUUGAUAACAAAGGGGGGUUGGACAAAAAAGGGAAAGGGAAUUUCAACACCAGGAUUUUGUGUUUUUCACGAGCAACAGUUAUAUGGUUUGUUUUUUGAUAGGUGUUUAGGUUUUCCUUCUUAUGGGCAUUUUGCGACCUCUUUUUAAAUGUCUCCUGAGUUCCAGCUGUGGUAAUGCCCCCUCCCAUUUUUAUGGUUUAACAGUUAUCAAUGGAAUGGUAUAUGUGCUUUAAUGACCAUGA
This is a messenger RNA of Coccidioides posadasii C735 delta SOWgp, 4535 nucleotides long. RefSeq lists its product as uncharacterized. The record is from RefSeq and is a predicted model, not a curated record. NCBI's taxonomy places the organism in Eukaryota, Fungi, Ascomycota, Eurotiomycetes, Onygenales, Onygenaceae. Gene Ontology annotation, molecular function: ATP binding; protein serine/threonine kinase activity. Gene Ontology annotation, biological process: protein phosphorylation.